CACCACCUACUUCCGCUUCUGUGUCAAUCCAAGGCUAUAGUGAAUCUUGUUCAUCUCUCUGUUUUUCCUCAACAUUUCCUGAACACACACACCUGUGAGGUUACUCAAAUUACAUCGGCUGUACAUCUUCACCAACAGACAUCAACUGUUCACCAUAAAUAGGUGCAGGGGACCUUCUCUGGAUAUUGUGCUGUUGCUGUGGUGACACUCCAAAGACACCUUAAUAGACAGGUCUCCCUCAGGAACAUUGAGGGUUUGCCACCAAAAAGAACAUGUACUAGAAGUCAAAAUAUUUUUCUGAACAACUGGACAGCUUUGACUCUUGAAGAUGAGCAAUGAGGAUGAGUUCUAUGACGCCGUCACAGGCCUGGAAUCUGAUGAGUCGUAUGAAGGGGUGUCGGAGGCCAGUUUCAAAGAUGCGCUGGUGUUUAACAACAGCAGUCAGAAAAAUAAUGGAUCAGUGCCACAGGAGAAUGGCAUCAAGAAACACAGGACGGCAUUACCUGCACCAAUGUUUUCCAGAAACACGAUCAGUGUUUGGAGUAUCCUGAGAAAAUGCAUCGGACUGGAACUGUCCAAGAUCACGAUGCCCAUUGUCUUCAACGAGCCUCUGAGCUUCCUCCAGAGAAUCACAGAAUACAUGGAACACACAUACCUCAUCAACAGAGCCUGUGCGAUGUCUGACUCCAUAGAGCGCAUGCAGGCAGUAGCUGCUUUUGCUGUGUCAGCAGUUGCGUCUCAGUGGGACAGAACAGGAAAACCCUUCAACCCUCUGCUGGGAGAGACCUAUGAACUCAUCAGAGAAGAGCAGGGUUUCCGACUGAUAUCGGAACAGGUAUCCCAUCAUCCACCAGUCAGUGCCUUCCAUGCAGAGAGCCUGGCCGGAGACUUUGUCUUCCAUGGCUCCAUCUAUCCUAAACUUAAGUUCUGGGGCAAGAGUGUUGAGGCCGAGCCAAAAGGAACUAUCACACUAGAGUUACUCAAGCACAAUGAGGCGUACACAUGGACUAAUCCUUACUGCUGUGUCCACAAUAUCAUCCUAGGCAAACUGUGGAUAGAACAAUAUGGUACAGUGGAAAUAGUCAAUCACAGCACUGGAGACAAGUGUGUGCUGAAUUUCAAGUCUUGUGGGUUGUUUGGCAAAGACUUGCACAAAGUGGAGGGAUACAUCCAGGACAAAAGUAAAAAGAAGCGCUGCAUUAUCUACGGGAAAUGGACUGAGUGCAUGUGGAGCGUUGACCCUCAGGCUUACGAGAACCACAAGAAGUCUGAGAAGAAAGGAGACAACAAGAAGCAAAAAAACGAGGAGCCGUCGGGAGCUGAUAACGAUGAUGCGGAUGACAUGCCUGAAGUCCAGGAGACGGUGUCUGUCGUACCCGGAAGCACUCUGCUGUGGAGGAUAGACUCCAGACCAGCUCACUCUACUAUGAUGUACAAUUUUACCAACUUUGCUAUGUCUCUCAAUGAACUGGAGCCUGGCAUGAAGGGCACCUUGCCUUCCACUGACUCUCGCUUUAGGCCUGACAUCAAAGCCAUGGAGAAUGGCAAAAUGGAUGAGGCCAGUCAAGAAAAGGAAAGGCUGGAGGAGAAACAGAGAGCUUCCAGAAAGGAGAGAGCCAAGACUCAGGAGGAGUGGAAUACCAGUUGGUUCCAGAUGGGUACCAACGUGUACACCAGCUGCCAGGACUGGAUCUACACUGGUGGCUACUUCAAUAGGAACUACCAAGACCUGCCCGACAUCUACUGAUUGCCAGCAAGCCUUUAUGUGUCGUCUUCCUCCUCCUCUUCCUCUGUAACCUGCAAUUACCUGCCCUGUCAUGAACUGGAGAGAGAGAUUUCCUGAAUCCACACACCAACCUUUACUUUCCUCGUACCUUCAUCUAACUGCCUCCAGAUGCCUUCACUCCUCUCGAACCGUGGACUGCUUGAUGUCUUCUGGUUUUUUUCCUUCGUCAACCACGGAUUUGUUCCCAAUGUUCUGAGAUUUUUUAUUAUGUUUUAUGUUUUUUCCAUUCACAUGUGACCAGCAAACAUUUCCCAUCUCUCUGGCCUGACAAUGUUUGGAGCAUAAUAUGCAUUUUUCUUUUGGUUCCUGACCAAAUCCCAGUGGCAGAGAGUUGGUACAUGUGAUUCAGAUAGCAGCUCACAAACUCACAGGUCCAACGUGGAUGUUUUAACAUUUUCUGUCGUGUAAAAGCAACAUGAAGUAAAAAUGGAGGUGGAGGAAUCACAGUGACGGCUCCAUGGACGGACUCUCGGUCACCGGGGGAAAUCAGGGAUGUGAACGCUCCUGUGAUUGAGGAUGAUUUUUUUUUUCUUUUUUUCAAAAGCCUUUUAAGACUUUAACAAAUAAAUAUAGAUGACGAAAUUAUAAAUAAAUAUACUGUAUUGGUUACGUCGGUCAAGACAAAUUGAAUGCAAGCUCAUAACCAUCCAUGUGUCAUGUCCCGUAAACAUUUAGUAACCACAAUUACUUUCCUAUUAACCUUCUACUUAAGGCUUUGUGCAUCCAAACGAACCAAGAUCUAAAGAUGUUUGUCGAUCAUCACCAGCCUGGUGAAAUGUGCAGCAGACCUGGGAUCAGAGAGAAAAUGUCAGCACAAGAAAAACAAACUGUCAGUGAUGGGCCAGCAUGCCGGGGCAGACUGGAUAUUAUGAAGCUUAAUACUGAAAGAGACAGAGAGAUGUAUUGAACUGUAAAACUCAUUAAACACCAGAAAUGAGCGACAACAUCGUGACUCCAUGUUGCGCCCAGCCAAUAUUUGGACUUAAGCUGCUUCUUGAUGUUACAAAUACUGUACGUGAUACUUUAGAGCGCUGACUGUCAAUGUUUAGCCUUUUUGUUCCAGCUGAGCACAGCGUGCAGUGCAUUCCUCUUCUGUUUAGUGUUGUAUAUUCAGAUGCGGAUGUAAGAUCCAAGUUAUAUUGGCCUAACACUAAGCCACUGACACUAUGUCACCUGUGGUAAAGCGGCACACGAGGUGGGCUUAAAUGGAUCUUACUUUCAUUUUUAUCAGAAUUUGAUGUUGAGUCAAUUAUAAUAACCGUUUCGAAUAAGUCUUCAAACAUUCCUCUCAGUCUGACGUUUUUAUUAGAGAUGCAGCUGAAAAUUUGACGCCUAAGCACGAACAGCAUUAAAAAUCUCUUAACUGUCGCUUUGCUCUUGUUGAAUCUCACUCAAAUGACCCUAAUCAGACACGACCUCGCGUUUGUGUAUUUUUCGCGAAACAUUGUCACAGUGAAUACGAGCCGUUUAUAGUUUUUGUUGAACGGAUUAAAAAACGUCGCCCCACAAGACUCUCGAAAAUGCUGUUUUAACACGACUGUCAUACAUUUACUGUCCCAGGUUUUAAAUGCCAGAUGAAACAUCAUUUUAUAAUUUUACAAUGUUCUGUAGGUCUGAUCCGUUUCUGUUUACUCGCUUUACAUUCCCCAACACACACACGUACAUAUCUCCAACCUCAGAGUUAUUAAGAUCAGUUAAUUAUGAUGUUUCCCCAACAAUUAAUCUUUAUUAUAUUCCAGAUAACUAAAAAAAGAUUAGAAUGUGUUGAAUUACUUGGCACUACAAUUAGACUUGGGUCAUUUGAAGUCUGAAUUUCCAUGUCAUGUCCUUGUUUCCACCUUAUUAUUAUUAUUGUUGUUAUUAUUAUUCUCAGUGCCUGGAUUUUUGUGUUUCUCUCUAAUUUUUCAACAUGUUUUAUUUAUGAUGUUUGAGGUUUUAUUAAACACUUCUGUCGUUGAGUUGACUUUUUCCCCUUCCUUUGCCUGUGUCGCUAAUCCAAACUGCUCUAAAUUGUGUUUCUGUUCCACUUCAUCACAAAGGUGAAUUCACCAGUGUCAUGCUUGUAUUUGACUGCUGACAAUGACAGUCCACCUGAGUCCACUUGUUGGAUUUUACCUAGAAUUUUAUUUUCUGUGUCACAAAGAAACUAUACAAACACUACUCAAGUUGCACUGUCACAUACAGUUAAGGUGAAGUCAUCGCAGGUCACCAAGAGUCUUAAUCCGUCAGUGCAGUACAUCUAGGUUUUAUUGUUGCUUUGAGGUUGGUUCUCUGUACGAAAAUGCCUUCUGUUGACUUUUAGCUUCCUUCUCUUGGACUGUAUGACGUAGUUGUUGGUGUAAGCGAACAAGUGUUGCACAGAGGUAAUCACAAGCAAAAUAGCAUAUUAUUUUGUGCAAUUGAUUUAUUUUUAUAGUAUUUAAGCAGUUUUUUUGUUUGUUUGCUUUGUUUUUGUGGUGAGAACAUUGCACCAGAUGUUGUAUUUUAAGGUGUGGGACUGUGUGGGGUCGUAUCCAGACUGUGCACAACUUGCUAGAUUAAUUAACAAGGGGGAAAUGUCAACUAAUAAAAUCCUAAUUUCA
Molecule: messenger RNA, 4368 nt
Organism: Solea senegalensis (Senegalese sole)
Lineage: Eukaryota; Metazoa; Chordata; Actinopteri; Pleuronectiformes; Soleidae
Product: oxysterol-binding protein-related protein 2-like
Exons: 14
Coding region: 329-1747 (472 amino acids)
Cellular component (GO): intracellular membrane-bounded organelle; membrane; cytosol
Molecular function (GO): cholesterol binding
Source: RefSeq, a predicted model, not a curated record